Juglans microcarpa x Juglans regia is the source of this 1754-nucleotide messenger RNA. Its product is annotated as folate-biopterin transporter 1, chloroplastic-like. Bases 53 to 1735 code for a protein of 560 amino acids. Gene Ontology annotation, cellular component: membrane. NCBI's taxonomy places the organism in Eukaryota, Viridiplantae, Streptophyta, Magnoliopsida, Fagales, Juglandaceae. The record is from RefSeq and is a predicted model, not a curated record. The transcript has 9 exons.
GUGUUACAACACACUGAACAUCUAAAAUCAAGCCUUGAUUAAAUUAUAUGUAAUGGCAUCCGCGUCUACUUUUUCUUCAAUCUCAGUCUUACCCUUGCAAAAUCCGAUUUUGUCCUUUAUCUCCUCUCCUCCAAUCUCUCGGAUUCCACGGAGAACCAGAGCUUUGGUUGCCGGGCCACAUAGAAGGACUCGACGGAGACCCCGUCGGAAGCUUCCCGAUAAGGAAAUGUCCGUCGCGGUUACGAUACGGGCGCCUUCUCCGUCUCACUUGCAGGGCGAGGACGACGUCCCUCUUGCGGAUUCCAGAAACGGUGCAGGAAAAGGGGAUAUGCUGACGACGAGUGUGGAUGGAGAGGCAGCCUCUUCUACUAAAACUGCUCCUCGCAAGAACAAAUAUCACAUGAGGACGGUGAAAUGCUUUGGGGUGGAGUUGUCCCCAGAUAAUGUGGCAGUUGCUAUGGUAUAUUUUGUACAAGGUGUUUUGGGCCUUGCAAGGCUUGCUGUCAGUUUUUACUUGAAGGACGAUUUGCAUCUUGAACCAGCAGAGACAGCUGUCAUAUCUGGUUUUUCAGCAUUACCGUGGCUUGUCAAACCUCUCUAUGGGUUUAUAAGCGAUUCUGUCCCACUUUUUGGUUACCGAAGAAGGUCAUAUUUGAUUCUAUCUGGACUUCUUGGUGCACUGUCUUGGACUUUGAUGGCCAACUUUGUUGACAGCAAGUAUGAUGCUGCUUUCUGCAUACUGCUAGGAUCACUUUCUGUAGCAUUCUCUGAUGUUGUUGUAGACUCUAUGGUCGUAGAAAGAGCUCGUGGUGAGUCACAAAGCAUGUCUGGGUCUCUUCAGUCCUUGUGUUGGGGAUCCUCGGCUUUUGGUGGAAUUGUGAGCUCCUACUUUAGUGGCUCCCUAGUGGAUGCUUACGGUGUAAGGUUUGUUUUUGGUAUCACGGCUUUGCUUCCACUGAUUACUUCAGCAGUUGCGGUCCUUGUAAAAGAACAACCCGUGCUUCCAGCAAGAGGGAAAAAUCUUCCUUUGGCUAGUCUAAACUUUAUUGAAAGCUCGAAACAGAACAUUGCUCAGUUGUGGGAUGCUGUCAAGCAGCCCAAUGUACUUCUUCCUACAUUAUUUAUAUUCUUGUGGCAGGCAACACCUCAGUCAGACUCUGCCAUGUUUUUCUUCACCACAAAUAAACUUGGUUUCACCCCAGAAUUUUUGGGGCGUGUCAAACUUGUGACUUCGGUGGCAUCCCUGCUUGGUGUUGGACUGUAUAAUGGAUUUCUGAAAAACGUUCAGUUGCAGAAGAUUUUUCUUGUAACAACAGUUAUUGGUUCAUCUCUUGGAAUGACCCAGGUUUUCCUUGUAACGGGAUUGAAUCGGAAGUUUGGUAUAAGUGAUGAGUGGUUUGCAAUUGGGGAUUCUCUGAUUUUAACAGUUCUUGGUCAGGCUUCUUUCAUGCCUGUUCUUGUGCUAGCAGCAAGACUAUGUCCAGAGGGAAUGGAAGCCACACUUUUUGCAACACUCAUGUCCAUAUCAAAUGGAGGAAGCGUUCUUGGGGGGCUGAUUGGUGCUGGUCUGACCCAGCUGUUUGGUGUUACAAAAGACAGAUUUGAUAACUUGACGGCUUUGAUAAUCCUUUGUAAUUUGAGUUCAUUGUUGCCUUUGCCACUCCUCGGCCUCUUACCACGGGAUAAUCAUGAUGCCAACAAGGAAAGUGAAGAUCUUGAGAUGAAAUCUAAUUGAGAUUUGAUUGUUUGCCUCA